Messenger RNA from Babesia ovata, 495 nucleotides. Its product is annotated as profilin PRF. Bases 1 to 495 code for a protein of 164 amino acids. NCBI's taxonomy places the organism in Eukaryota, Apicomplexa, Aconoidasida, Piroplasmida, Babesiidae. The record is from RefSeq and is a predicted model, not a curated record. Gene Ontology annotation, molecular function: actin binding. Gene Ontology annotation, biological process: actin cytoskeleton organization. The transcript is spliced from 2 exons.
AUGGCAGAUUGGGUACCUACAAUUAAGCAGCUUGCGCUUGCUGACAACGCGUGCUUCGGUUGCGGCAUUGCCAACGCCGAGGACGGCGAGUUGUUCUCCGCCGCCGACAUCGACCACGAGGAGCUCUGCUGGGACAGCGUGUACCGCGACCCCUAUGAGUACGAGGCGGCUGACGAGACCGGUGCUACUGUGAAGCACCAGAUUGUCGAGAAGGCCACCAUUAUGGAGGUGUUCGAGCAGAAGCGCUCGAGCAUCGGUAUUUUCAUUGGCGGCAACAAGUACACCUUUGCGUCGUACGACGACGACUGCCAGUCGGGUGAAUACACUUUCAAGUGUGUGUCGGCCGCUAAGACGAAGGGUGGAGCUCACCUGGUCAUGACGCCCGGUGGCUACAUCAUCAUCUGCGUAUUCGACGAGACCCGUGGCCAGAACAAGACCACCUCCAGGAUGGCUGCCUUUGCCUUGGCGGAGUACAUGGCCGCCAACGGCUACUAA